AUUUCUCUGUAUUGUGAAUAUGUUCUCCAUAUUCAGAAACACAGCUUCUAUAUUCACAAACUUCACUCAGCUCUUACCUCUAUGAAACAAGCUCUCUAAACUCACUUGCACUCACAGACCUUGGACAUCUCACACAACACUCUCAGGUUGACAAUGAUCUAUAUAAAUAUAUACUACGGUGGACCCCUUAGCAAUGCCAACCCUUAUGAUGGAGUCUCAUUUCAAGGUCCGGGUAUCCAGUGCUACUAUAUGAUGAUACGCCGUAAGCUAAAGACCCUGAAUGAGCUGAAAGUAAAAAUUAUGGAAGAGUUGCAAGUGAACCCUGCUUUGCAUGACAUACAUAUUACUUUCCGUUCUCCAUAUGAAGUCCUCAAUCAAUGCAUUAAUUACAGAUAUAUGGCGAUAACAGAGGACAAACAUGUGAAAUUCAUGUUUAGUAAGAUGGACAAAUGGAAACAAGCAGCAGAUUUUGAGUUGUACGUCACUUUGGAGCCGCGUGCAGAAGUUGGUGUAGAGGACGAAAUUGUACAAACAACUACAUCUCUACAGUUUGCAGUCCUAGAUGAUCGAUGCACCACAUUGGGAGGCUAUACACCCUCUUUUCAAGAGACACCAGUAACAAUUGAGAGCGAACCUGAAAAUAGAUAUGAAGAUCAAUUUUGUACACAUCAAGGUGAAUCCUCUACAGUUCCAGUAGUUGAAGAUGAAGAUGAAGACGAAGACUAUUCUGGGGAAGAUAGUGAGGAUAGAGAUGAGUAUGAAGAGAGGAUUGACGAUGGUGACUUUGACAGGGGUCUUGAUGACCAUGAAAUUACUCCCAUUUCUCAUGUUGAUGAUAUGCCUGAAUGUGAUGAAGAUGAUGAGGACGCUAAUGCUAGAGUUCAGCAUGUUACAAAUACGACCCUUGUUUAUGAACCUCCUGCCUCAUCAUUUUAUGAAAAUACUUGGGAAAAUAUGGUUGAUCCUGAAGUUGGUCAGCAAGCAUUUGCUUCUUCUUGGAAUGCAGACAUGAAUUUUGCGAAAGGGUUGAUUUUUGCUAAUAAAAAGGCGGUGAGACGUGCAUUAACAAUUUACGCCGCAAAGCAUAACAGAAACUUUGUGACUAGUAGGUCGACCACAAGUAGACUGUCUGUGAAAUGCAGCGAUGAAUCAUGCAUGUGGUACGUUGGGGCAGUUAUGAAGCCUGAACUCGGACUAUGGAUGGUCACAUCUUAUAGGGGUCCUCAUAGUUGUAUGCCCCUUGCCACGGCCCUUGAUGGUAGAAUGAUGGAUUGUAAUUUUCUAGCAGAAGAAUUUGUUCCAUUGUUGAAAGAGAAACACACGGCAACAAUUUAUCACCUCAGACAUUUCAUUAAAGGGAAGUAUUAUGGGCAUAUUCUUUCUUACUAUAAGAUAUGGGAUGCGAAACAACGAGGUAUUGCAAAGAUAUUUGGGGAUUGGGAAGAGUCUUACCAAAGGUUGAGAAAGUUAUUGUUAGCAUAUUGGGAUCAAGAACCUGGCACCCGUUUCUGGUUUCACACCAUACCCAGGGACGAGUUCGGUGAUACAAUAUUGCGCUAUAUAUUUUGGGCUUUCGCUCCAUGCAUUGCAGGAUUCAAACAUUGUAAGCCAGUGAUCAGUAUUGAUGGGACCCAUUUGUAUGGUAAAUAUCGAGGAGUGUUGUUGAUUGCAAUGGCCACCGAUGCCAACAACAAGGUUUUGCCUCUUGCCUUUGCCGUUGUGGACAAAGAGUCAGGUUCUAGUUGGGGGUGGUUUUUAGAACGCCUCAGGAAUGCACUGGGGGAUGUGAUAGCAGAUAAGGACAUCUGCAUAAUUUCUGACCGACAUAAGGGUAUUCAAAGUGCAAUUGCAAACUGGCCUAGACAUGAUGAUGGACGACAACGAGUAGUUCACAGAUAUUGCCUUCGACAUGUUGCUAGCAACUUCAACACGCAUUUUCAGGAUGCCACUUUAAAGUCAUUAGCCUUAAAAGCGGGGUAUGCUACUCAGGAAUCUAAAUUUGAGUUGUACAUGCAACCUAUCAAGGAAGCUGAGAUCGAGGCCCUUAGGAAGAAACGGAGAACCGAGCAGCAGGAAAGUGCACCCGACUCAUCCAUCAUGCCAUACACAUAUCUAAUGAACGAGGAUCUAGACAAGUGGACCCAACUACAUGAUGGUGGAUACCGUUAUGGGGCUAUGACAACCAAUGUUUCGGAAAAUUACUCGUGA
Quercus lobata is the source of this 2208-nucleotide messenger RNA. RefSeq lists its product as uncharacterized. The coding region runs from base 154 to 2208 and encodes 684 amino acids. The transcript is spliced from 3 exons. NCBI's taxonomy places the organism in Eukaryota, Viridiplantae, Streptophyta, Magnoliopsida, Fagales, Fagaceae. The record is from RefSeq and is a predicted model, not a curated record.